Molecule: messenger RNA, 3548 nt
Organism: Hippocampus zosterae (dwarf seahorse)
Lineage: Eukaryota; Metazoa; Chordata; Actinopteri; Syngnathiformes; Syngnathidae
Gene: adm2a
Product: adrenomedullin 2a
Exons: 3
Coding region: 339-809 (156 amino acids)
Biological process (GO): adenylate cyclase-activating G protein-coupled receptor signaling pathway; regulation of systemic arterial blood pressure; positive regulation of heart rate
Cellular component (GO): extracellular region
Molecular function (GO): hormone activity
Source: RefSeq, a predicted model, not a curated record
GCGCAGGCACCCAUAGCCCCCACCCACUCUGCACGCCCGUGGUGUUUAACUCCGCCCACUCCCUUUUUAAAACCUGCAAUGUCACCGAAAGGCGCUCAGAGAACUUGAUCUUGACCACUUGAAUUCAACAGCAGCAGCACCUGAGUCGCACUCAGAGAAGCCUGGACAGUUCAACCAGUCAUCAACUUCUAUUUUUGUUAUUUUUUUGCACUUCAUCCCACUUUUUUUUCCUUUUUGGGGGAUAUAAAAGUCAGUUAACCGGUGCAGUGUCAGCCAACCCACCUUCACUCUGCUGCCGACUCACCAGAGCGGGUGAAGCGGCAACCUUGGCCCCGGAGAUGCGCUCCCCUCUCCCGCUUACGGUUUAUUGCAUCAGCUUGGUGUGCUUCCAAUUGCUGUUGGCGGAGGAGUUCUUCAGCUUGGACCAUCUCAACAAGCUAAUCGACUCCGAAGAGAAUCCAUCAUUGGUUCCUGGAGCCCAAACCAACACCGCCAGUCCGUCGGUGAAAUGGGCCCUCAGACACCAACAGCCCUCUAAGGCGAAAAGAAGCAACCCCAGUCUGGCGUGGGCCAGACCUGCAGAUCGUUUCGGGGUUCCUGCGAUGUCGCUGAGGGCCCGCCGCCACGCCCACCCCGGCUUCCGGGGUACCCACCAAUACCCGCACCAUGUCCAGCUGAUGCGAGUGGGAUGUGUACUGGGAACCUGCCAAGUACAAAACCUCAGUCACCGGCUUUACCAGCUUAUCGGCCAGAGUGGCAGAGAAGACUCGUCGCCUAUUAAUCCCAGAAGCCCCCAUAGUUAUGGAUGAGUGAUCCGCCACCCCCCAAAAUCAUAUAUUUGGUAUUUAUCUGUUAAUGUAUUUAUCUACAAUACACGUCACCUGGAUCACUGCUGUGCCUCUUUACUUUUCAGGCUAAUUGUUCAGUUUAGUAUCACACAGCUCGAGUGACCCACCACCCUGACAAUGUUUGCCUUUUUUUCAUUGACGGACAACCUAAGCAACCUCAGUCUUAAUCCUGUUAAUGUCAGGACAAAAAAAGCUUGUCUUCAGCUCUGGACUGUGCCUCGCUGAUCACACCCCCGAAUUCUUGAUUCAGCCUUGACGAUGCAUUCAAUGCCAGAGUUACGUCGGAUCACAUUUGGACACAUUUUAAGAUAUAACAAAGAGCAUUCGGUAGAUCUCGGCCAAGGCAGGGUUGUAGCAGAUCAAUCCAGGGAACACUUUUUUUUCCAAGAAUGUGGACUUGUAAUAAAAUGAAAACUAAAACAAGGUGGGAAAAGCAGUUUGAACAUUUAUUAGAUUUCCUCAAUAUCCAGCUUAGCGUCCGUGUCCUAAUAUGCCCUUUGAGUAAGUCAGUACACAUGAGUAGAACAACCGUGUCUUUUUAGUAAUAUUGUCUUUUUCCCACUGCUAGAGCCUCACUAAUAGAAUUAGUAAAGUACUAAUGGGCAUUUUGGUGCUGCUAGUAGGGUCCAGAGGUUUCUAGUUGGGCCCAGCAGUGUUACUAGUGCUGCACAGUAGCUUAUUAGUCAGCUUGAAUUGUUUGUAGGUCAUAAAGUGGCACGAAUAGUGAAAAGAAACAGGAUGCUGAAACGAAUUUCGUUGACGUUGUAAAUUGAAGUGACAGUGGAUGGUAUGCCCCGCCAGUGACCUAGAGGGCGGCAGUGAGCAUUGGAAGAGAGUUGGACGACAACAGAAACAGUGCGCAAACAGGAAAAAAAAUGAAUCGGGAAAUUCAAUAAAAGACAAUAAAAAAGCAAUAACUCGAUUAGAAUUGCCUGAAUAAUUCCGGUUCAAGCGACGCUCUGGUUCGUCAAAACAAAGCGAGCUAAAAAUGGCUGCAAAUGAACGUAUGGCACAAGUCCUAAUAUCGCCCGGUGUUCACCCUCGAGUCAAUUAUGCAUUCACAGUGUAAUGAUCCGUACGGAGUACAGCGCGUUAGUCUGCUGCAUGUGAUUCCUAAAUUCUCCUCACAAAUCGAGACUUUUGUUAUUGACAGCAGUUUAUUAAGUCUGACCUAAUCUUUGCAGUCACACGCGGCAACAGCAGGAAAGGAUUUGUUUGCAAUUGCCGACACUUGGGAAAACACAUAGCAGCAGAGAAUGGGCCUGCCACGCACGUUCACGUGAGGUUUCAAAUUGAAAUAUAAUGUUUGACAAAUUACCUGGCAAUACUUGACAAAGGGAGGGAUUUGCUGUACAGUAUGUGUUUUUUUCAUAUUCUUUAUAUCGCCUCUUUCAGUGGUAGAUGAGAAGGAAAAUUGAGUUAUAUUAUGAGUGAAAAGAAAAGAAAAAGUAGACUAUUGAGAGAUAAGCACUGAAGUUGCAAUGAGAAGUUCCCAGUAUCAGAAAAAAAGCCAGAAAAGUUUUCAAAACUUUUUUUUUCUUAUGUUAAACUUUUGCGUUCGUUGGUGUGGGGAUUUCGACUCUGUUGACGUGUAAAAAUGAUAACUUUAUAUUGCCGCGACAUUAUUUUCUUUUCAUCACAUCUCAGUUCGUCACCGUUCUGACUUUUUCACCCCAAAAAUAUGGCGAUAAUCUUAGAAAAUAAUAAAGUCUAAAUAUUACGGUAAAAAAGUCACUUAAAAAAAAACAUCUCAAACCGUUGCGUUUGAAGUUAUAGGAAUUUCCACUCUCGAUUUACAACCAUACUAUUCUCAUAACAUUAUGACUUAUCAUCAGUACAUCCCCCCCCCCCCUGAUAAUAUUCCAACUUUUUUGGACAUUGUAUUUUUUCCCCUUUUUAGUAUGGCCCUAAUAUCCCUUUGUGUUUUCCCAAACUUUUUAAUCUGCAUCUGUUUCCCAAGGUUGUCUUUGGCACCAUGAGGACACAGGGUAAUACUGACUGACCGGUUCACAAGUUCUCAGUCUAAUCUGUUCAAAGGCUUGCCAAAGCGAAACACGCCACGCUGUCUGCGGUAAUUGCGCUAAUCGAUGUCUCAUGAUAGAUUUGUCAUUAAAAUGGCUUUUGAAAUUCCGACAAUACUUUGAUGAAUCUCUGGAAACUGUUGCGCACUGCGUGUACACGUGCGUAUGUGUGUGUGAGUUAUCGCUUACUGUAUAUUUGAAGAGCGUCACAGUUCAUUGUGAGAAGAUUUAUUGUGUUUUUUUUUUGGUCACUUUUGUGACAUCAUCGACUGCGUCACGUCUGGUGUACGCCCGCAAGUAGCCCCCCAUCCACACUUUUCAUAGGGCUCUCUUUUGCGAAGGCACAAAGAAAGCAUCUGGGUCGUGAACGCUAUUAUCGCAAAUGUAGUUCCAUUUUGUAAGUGUCACAUUUGAAAUUUUUCAAACACGUCAGUGCACUCCCAGUGGCGUUGGGGUCAACUGUGAACGCUGUGUGUAAAUAGACGCCUUCAGAUGAGCUAUUUAAAUAAAAAUUGUUGUAUUUAAGUUAUAUUUAUGUGUUCAGAAGUGUAUGUCGCCAAAGACUUUUGUUUUUGUGUAUUCUUGUUUCCUUCUUAAAAACCUGACACCAUGGUAGAAAUGUACAAAUGUUCAUGUUCUUCACUAUGGUAUGCAAAAUAAAGAGCUAUACUCUACUGCA